GGCCCAGUGGUUUCUCUGGUUCGUGGACGAAGGCUCUCACAAUGUCGGAGACCGCGCCUGUUGCUGCUCCCGCUGUCUCCGCGCCCGGCGCCAAGGCCGCCGCCAAGAAGCCGAAGAAGGCGGCGAGCGGCUCCAAAGCCCGCAAGCCCGCGGGGCCCAGCGUCACCGAGCUGAUCACCAAGGCCGUGUCCGCCUCCAAGGAGCGCAAGGGGCUCUCCCUCGCCGCGCUCAAGAAGGCGCUGGCCGCCGGCGGCUACGAUGUGGAGAAGAACAACAGCCGCAUCAAGCUGGGGCUCAAGAGCCUCGUCAGCAAGGGCACCCUGGUGCAGACCAAGGGCACCGGCGCCUCCGGCUCUUUCAAGCUGAACAAGAAGCCGAGUGAGACAAAAGAGAAGGCAACGAAGAAGAAGUUGGCUGCUAAGCCCAAGAAGCCGGCGGCUAAGAAGCCCGCCAGUGCUGCGAAAAAGCCGAAGAAGGCGGCGGCGGUGAAGAAGAGUCCCAAGAAAGCUAAGAAGCCGGCGGCCGCAGCGGCCAAGAAAGCGGCCAAGAGUCCCAAGAAAGCUGCAAAGGCAGGCCGCCCCAAGAAGGCAGCGAAGAGCCCGGCUAAGGCGAAAGCGGUGAAGCCCAAAGCAGCCAAGCCUAAGGCAGCCAAACCUAAAGCGGCCAAGGCAAAGAAGGCGGCGCCUAAAAAGAAGUAAGAUGAUUGAGAGGAAUUUAAAGAGUCUACUCAUUUAAAUAAACCCAAAGGCUCUUUUAAGAGCCACCUACUUACUCUCUAAGAGAGCUGAAACACUACGGUUAUACAUCAGCAAACCAAAAUUACUUAGAUUUCGGUAGGAGUUCA
Messenger RNA from Hirundo rustica (Barn swallow), 844 nucleotides. Its product is annotated as histone H1. The coding region runs from base 42 to 698 and encodes 218 amino acids. Gene Ontology annotation, biological process: nucleosome assembly. The record is from RefSeq and is a predicted model, not a curated record. NCBI's taxonomy places the organism in Eukaryota, Metazoa, Chordata, Aves, Passeriformes, Hirundinidae. Gene Ontology annotation, molecular function: DNA binding; structural constituent of chromatin. The transcript has a single exon. Gene Ontology annotation, cellular component: nucleosome.